AUGAAUCAGGUUUGGGUGUUCUUCAAGCUCAUCGAGGUGGUGCUGGGCAGUCUUUGUAUGUUUUUCCACAUACGGGGCUCAUCCUACUGGCCAGAGCGUACUCCGCAUGUCAUCCUGUACUGCGCAACAUUUUCGUCAUUCACGGCGCUCGCCGCUCUAGGUGCGUUCCGGCUGAUCCUAGCUAGGAGUUCGGUGCUCUCCUCCCAGCUUCUGCUCACACUGAGUGCCGUGCUGGCGCACUACUCCUGCGGCGUGCUGAUAAUGCGCACCGCCAUGCUGGACCCUCAUCUGGCGUCCAUCAAUUCCACCAUCGAGUACCUGGAGCACCCGCACUUCGCGCACUGCAAACAGAAGAGCAUCGCUGCUCUAAUUACUGGCACCAUGUACCUGAUGCACAUGUUCCAUGUGUUCGACCUGCUGAUGCGCAUGGAACCAGGGGACUGGAAACGUCAGGCGACUGGCCGUAAGUACUUUGAGGGAACGGAGACUGGAUCAACCGGGAUGUUUGUGCUCUCCAAGCCGGUGGACGACUUUCUUUGCAAGUAUAUUCUUUGCUACUAUAAGUUGGCCAAUUCUCAGACCGUGUACUUCCGGCCCAACGCGGAGGUGGAGCAGCCACACUUUGUAGCCCGAAUGUGGCAGCUCAUUGGGGAAGCGCGUAGAAAGUUCUUUUCGCUGCAUCAGGUUGAGAGUGACGAGAGUUUUCUAUCCACGCCGACAAUAACCACCAGUGAACCGGAUAGCUCACCGGUGGUCACGGAGUACAGUGCGUCCAUGGAAGAGGAGCCUAAUAUGCCACGCCGAUCUGCUUCAGCCUGGCGCGGCUCCAGCGAUUCCUCCAGCUUGUGGGCCAAAAUCGAGGACAGAAGCACUGCUAGCCUCGUGUCAACUCGGUCGAGUCAGAACAGCGAGGCCACAGUGAAACCCAGUCAAAUGGAUCGGAGGCUAACCCGGCGAUCUACCUUGUGGGAAACAACCGAGAAGAGGGAGAAGUCGGAGAUUCUGCUGGUAGAACAGGGUUCCAGCUAUUCUCAGAUCAGAACUUUGAGCAAUGCUGAGUUGCUUCGCAAGCCAAGCGAUGCAGGAGAAAAGGAGCAACAGGCUAAAAAUGCACCCAACCCAAGUACAACUACUGGAGAAGCUACGGGCUCGCACAUAGAAUCUUCUUCUAAACAUGGAACUGAGCAAAUCUAGAAAACUUUAAAUCGGUUAUAUUCAAAUUAAAUUGGAACUAUAGAAAUUUUGA
Molecule: messenger RNA, 1246 nt
Organism: Drosophila erecta
Lineage: Eukaryota; Metazoa; Arthropoda; Insecta; Diptera; Drosophilidae
Exons: 1
Coding region: 1-1194 (397 amino acids)
Source: RefSeq, a predicted model, not a curated record